Molecule: messenger RNA, 3173 nt
Organism: Sitophilus oryzae (rice weevil)
Lineage: Eukaryota; Metazoa; Arthropoda; Insecta; Coleoptera; Curculionidae
Exons: 2
Coding region: 2304-3053 (249 amino acids)
Source: RefSeq, a predicted model, not a curated record
AAUAUAUAUAUAUAAUAACCAAUAUGAUACUUUGUAUAUAUUUUUUAUUACUAAUAACCUAUCAAAAUACGUACAUAUCACAUGUUUCUAAAAUUUAAAAAUUAUUUAAUUGGAAAAUAGUGUGUUAUUGCAAUAUAUAUUUCGAAGAAAAGCUUAGACCAGCUUAGUAAAACAAAAACCGAGCGAAGAAUUAUAUAUAUAUAAAAAUGUCGCAGUCACCAUCAUCAUGUAAGUUUUUAAUAUUUUUUUCUUUAUUUAGUUUUUAUUAUUAUAUAUAUUUUCAAAAUGGUAUAACAUAUAAAACUUUUUCAGUUUUUAAUUUAUUACAUAUAUUUUAAAAGAACCUAACAUAUAAAAUGUUAAUGAUUUUCCAAGACCUUACUCAUAAAUAUCUAUUUUUAAUUUACAUAUUUUUAAAAUGGCCUAUAUAAAAUUUUAAUGAUUUUCCAAGACCUUACUCAUAAAUAUCUAUUUUUAAAAGGGUCUAACAUAUAAAACUUUAAUGAUUUUCCCCAUAUAUAUAUAUAUUUUUUGGUUUUUCCUUUUCAGACUUUUCAUUAGCUGUAGAUUUCGCCCGGGAUAUUAUGGGCGAUUUUUAUCCGGGGGAGGAUUUUGGUUUCAUUGUGGUACCACAACCACCACCCGGGCCAAUACCCCAACCACCAUUAGUGUGUGUAUGGAAUAACAGAGUAGGGGGAAUAAAUCUAACCAUGUGGGUAGAUUAUAACGACACUGACAGAAAAAACUGAAGACGUUGAAAAUAAAGACGUUGAUUUGAACAACAUAUUUUUGGAAGAAUUGACGAAUGACUCUAUUUCUAUUUCAAAAUUUGAGGAGUCAUUAAUACAGAAUAGUAAAUUUAAUAAUUCUAAUAAUAGUGAUGAAAAUAAAGAAAUUGAUAAUUUUAGUGAACUAAAUUUAAAUCGGUAUUUGAAGAUCCAUUGCGAUUUCAGUCAAGUCUCACAACAAAAGCGAGCCGAAGAAUUAAACCAAAAUCAAUUCAAAACCCCAUAUAUUUUAAAUCAGAUGGUGGCGCAGUUUUGCUGUACAUGCAGCAAAAUGCUCUGUUUUUGUCCUGUGUGCACAAAGGCACACAGUGUUAAAAUACCCAAACUAUACUGCAUUGAAACUCAACCAAAGCCUUAAACAUACAAAUUUUACAGCCAGUUCUCCACAAGUCUUGUCAGAUGAGAUUCUCAAAUGGCGUGAAUUUAAAACAUGCCCAGCAUUCAAUUAUGAAUGUGAUAGACUACUAUCAGCAUUUCUCAUAGAGGUUAGGGUGGUGGGGGAUUCUUUCCUGAUUGGUUAUAGAAGAUGUAAUGAGGGAGGUCCACAGAACCGUCAUCUGAUAUAGCUGGAGAAGUGUCUGUGGAGAAAUCGGCAUCCACACUACCACCAGGACCUAAAAUAAUUAUUCACCAAGAUGUAAUUAUUUUACAGGCGAUCCCGCAAAUACCAGCCACCAACAUCGAGGACAUGCUGCGAUAUCGAAAAUUAUUCCGACGUCGCCAAUCCAAGUCGAAGCUUUUCAAGUCUACAAACAACACCCUUCCACAUCGAAAGCCCGCCAGAACAAACCUGCUAGCCAUCAGCAGGUAUUGAAGCAGCAACCGCCAUCGAUCCCGCAAAUCGACAAGCAACGCCCUUCAACGUCAAAAGCAGCCCAUGUCGAAGCUUCUCAAGUCUACAAACAACGCCCUUCCACAUCGAAAGCCCCCCCGAACAAACCUGGUAACCAUAAGCAGGUAUUGAAGAAGCAAAGUUCGACAUCGAAAAGAAAGAGACGACCCCAAAAAAUAACGAUACCCGGAAGGGAAUUUUGGAGUCGGAAAAAAUAUGCUGAAAUAUUGAGAAAUGACCCGGAUAUUAUCUCAAAAUAUAUAACAACAACAAACAAUAAGUGUUACGCGUGGAAACAUGGUGCGAACCCCAAAGUGUUAUGAAACAAUCCCAAUUUUAUUAAUCGACCUUUUAUAAAAGAAUUUCCCAAUGCAGAGUCGCGAAGCGCGUGAGACAUCGGAAAUCGAGCGGGAAACAUAAAUAAACAAAUUCGAACAGUGCGGAGUGCGUAAGAUUAUCGAGAUUCGAAAAAGACAAAGAAAAUACCUAAUCAGCAGAAUUGAAUGGGGACAAGGGGAAAGGGAUAGGUUUGGGUUCGGCAUCGGUUCGGGCGUGAUUCGGGAGGAACCCGACAAAUUCGCUGACCAAGCACGGACGUUCAUUAAAAGUAAAGUGCGGCGAGAAAAAUCUUCAGUUCUGCCUUAUCCGAGUUAAAAAAUAAUAAAAAAAAAAGAAAUCCAAAAAUGGAGUGGAUCGUAAUAAUACUUACAUUUAUCCGCCGCGUACCCGACUGGGGUAUUAGAGACGUAGUGUAUCGGGCGGCCCUCUACCAUUUGGUAUGGCUCCACAAUAUAUUGGACCAAGAAUAUAAUAAUUGGGUGUUCCGGGCGUACGUGGCCCUUUUCCUGGACCUAGUACAUGUAGAAUACCGAGCUUUUACAGUGUCGUUGGCCCAGCGGGAGGGACGCCGCCCUCAAAUUACUUGCGCGUGUGCCAGAUGCCAACAGGCACCAGCUUCUAUGUACCAACCCUAUUUCUAUUGGAACUUACUCAAAUCACUGGGUGUGCCUAGUUGUAACUGCGCUGUGUGCAAGAUAAGACACCAGUUCUGCCCUCUCAGCAUGCCCCCGACGCCGACCUCCCAACCUCAGCCGUCUCAAAAUCCUACUCCAUCGCCAGCCUCAAUUGAAGUAUUGUUCCAACCAACGACAACUGAGGUCGCACGUGAGUCCAUACCUAUCGGACAUGGGCGUCCCGCACCAGAAAUACAUUCCCCACCGCCUGGACCUUCCAGCGUCAGGAGGCGAAGGGCUCUCCCAGCCCUUAAUUCCAGCGGCCAUGAACCUUCCCGUGAACCAGCAUCCCCCGGCGACAGCAACAACUACGGCCAAUGGCGAAUAACCACCGAUGGCCCUCGCUUGAUUUUCAGGCGCCAAAACCCGGAAGAGUUGCCGCAGGACGAGGAGCAGCCAAAGUGCGAAAAACCGGAGUGAAUUAGGUGAUCUGAGUGAGUGCCGGGUACCAUGUUAAUUAUUAGUAUUAGAAAAAGUAUUAAAAAUCAUAAUUUUAAAUAUAGCAGAACUUAAUAAUCUAAAAUUAAAUGAAAAAAAAAA